AUGCGAAGAAAUAGGCUUAAUAAACUGUGCACAUUUUUCGGGACUGUGGGCAUUAUAUCCAAAUGCGCACAGUGUAUAGGAAAUGAAAACAAGAUGGGCGCAGGGAAAUUGGAAAACCAGCAAAGCCCACCGGCCCACGAGAAAGUACAAAGCCAUGCUAAUCGCGAGCUACUAAAAGAGCUGGGUGAAAAACAUAAACGUAUUAAGCAGGCUUCAGACCAGAAGGAAGAGUUGAAUGAAGGCCAGGUGGAAUUAAGAGAAAAGCGCGGCCCCAAAGCCUCUGCAGAUCGUAGGCAGGCCAUCCUCUUGUCUUUUUUAUCAAAUAACGACAAGGACGCAAAGACGAAAGACUCUAAGGAGCCUUCUUUUAAUCCAGCCGAAAGCGCAGAUGCACCAGAAAACAGCAAACCAGAAGCUAUAACUCAGCCCGCAAACACUUCCUCUAAGAGCUCGAACAAGAAUGCAGAGAAGAAGGUAAAAAAGCCUGCUGCCGCUGAGAGCGCAGAUGCACCAGAAAAUGAAACCCCAGGGUUUGUGGCCCAAAUCAAGAAUUUAUUCUUUAAAAACUCAAGCAAGGAAAAGGACGCAAAGAAGGAAGAGGCAGAAAAGCCUGCCGUUGCUGAGAGCGCAGAUGCACCGGAAAACAAGCCAGGCCGCAGGCCACCAAUGCCUUUGCCCAAGCCUUCCUCUCUCCACAAAGAUGCACCUCCAGCGUGGCCUGAAAGACAGGAUGGUCGCGCUGAAAUAGAAGAAGACCCACUGUAUGAUACCGUGAAUCCAGAAAUGCCUGAAAAUCCAGAAGAUCGGUUUGUACACGCACAAAAAAACCUUUCGUUCAAGAAUGAGGAUGGAAGCAGCGGCCAAUACGAAGUAAUAGAGUCAAAUCCGAUCUAUGAUACAGAGAUUUCUAGUGGCUAUGCCACGAUAGAUCAUGUAAAAUCUUCAAAGACUAGUCCCAUGCAAGAGAGUGGGCCUGCUGCUAUAUCUGAGGCCUGCCAAAAAACAAGUUCUAAAUCUCCGGAUCACACUACGAUAAACGGAUGCAUUUAUGCAGUUCCAGACACUUGCCGCAAUAAAAAAGCUCAUUUUCAGCCGCCCCAAAAACAAAAAAGUGCUUCCAAUAAAGGCUUGCCGGACGAUCCAAUAUACGCUAAACACGCGGAUAUAGAGAUCUUGGCAUCAAAAACGCCGCGCAAAGCUGCAUCGGCGCGUGAAUAUGAAAAAACUAUAUACGCGGAAAUUCAGCACAGCCCAUCACAAAAAACAGAGCCUUCUACAAAGAAAAAUGCACCGGCGCCUGCCCCCGAGAACUCAAACCCAUGGAUCCAUUCAAAGCCUAAAAAUAGAAAUUUUAUACAAUGA
Nematocida major is the source of this 1362-nucleotide messenger RNA. RefSeq lists its product as uncharacterized. Lineage: Eukaryota; Fungi; Microsporidia. The record is from RefSeq and is a predicted model, not a curated record. The transcript has a single exon. Bases 1 to 1362 code for a protein of 453 amino acids.